AUGUUCAAACCGGACGUCGUGUUUUUAGCCUUUCCGAUAAGGAAAUCACUAUGAAGAUCAAGUCAACAGGAGAGGUUUGUUCUGUACCCCAUGGAUUGGUUGUUUGGUCUACUGGUGUUGAGACUCGACCUGUUGUGAAGGACUUCAUGGCGCAAAUCGGGCAGUCUAACAGACGUGUUCUAGCAACCGAUGAAUGGUUGAGAGUAAAAGGAAGUGAAAAUGUGUAUGCCCUUGGUGAUUGUGCCAUUAUAAAUCAGAAUAAAGUCAUGGAAGAUAUCUCUGCCAUAUUCAAGGGCUGCAGACAAAGAUAACUCUGGUUUCUUAACUAUUAAAGAAUUCGAAGACGUUAUAGACGA
Molecule: messenger RNA, 356 nt
Organism: Hibiscus syriacus
Lineage: Eukaryota; Viridiplantae; Streptophyta; Magnoliopsida; Malvales; Malvaceae
Product: external alternative NAD(P)H-ubiquinone oxidoreductase B1, mitochondrial-like
Exons: 3
Coding region: 51-311 (86 amino acids)
Molecular function (GO): NADH dehydrogenase activity
Source: RefSeq, a predicted model, not a curated record